GGCACUAGAAGUGCACUUAGAACACUAGUCAGAUCUACUAUUUAAGAAUGAUUUACACAUAUAUCAUUCUGCUAUGGCUGCAGCUCCUCGGAUUGUUGCAGGGUCAGAUGCUACCCAAGGAAAUCAAAAGAUGUCGCUUUGGAGAGUCCGAAUGCAUUGUGGAUUCGAUGAAUGCGGUAAUAAGAAAGUUUCCCAGAGGAAUUCCGGCUCUGGGACUGAAACCCAUCGAUGUGGUGGACAUCAGGAACUCGAAGUUCUGGGACGAUGAGAAGAUCGGGGCUUUCUGGCUGAAAUUUGAUCUGUUCAAUCAGGUGAACUACGGCUUCGAGAACACCACGAUCACAAAGGUUAGCGGCUUUGACGAGAACCCCACCUCCAGUCUGAUCGAAAUCCACGGCCGGAUACCCAGUCUCAUUCACAAGGGCAGCUACUUCUCCCAAGGAAGAGUUUGGAUUGUGCAGUUGAACUCCACCGGAGAAUCUUUUUCGGACUUUCAGAACUUUCGCUUUGUUCUUAAGCUAAAGGUUAUCAUGGAGUAUCGGAAUAAUAAGCGCUAUCUAAAGAUCUACGAACUAACUCCCUUUGUGAACAUGGAUCGUUGGGUGUUUUGGCUGGACAACUUUUUCGAAUUCAACACGGAUCUGACUAUAGCCAUAAACCAGGUUUUUAACAUCCACUGGGUGGAAUUCUGGAACGAGCUGGAACCCAAAAAUCUGAAAAUAUUCGCCAGUGUUUUUCGCGAUAUAUUCGAGGACAUCUUUGAAAAGGUCUCCUACGAUGACAUGUUUUUGCCGAUUCCCAAAGACUUCUCAGUAAAUGAUUAAAGGCGGCGACUAACUUA
Drosophila ficusphila is the source of this 841-nucleotide messenger RNA. RefSeq names its product circadian clock-controlled protein daywake. The transcript has 3 exons. Lineage: Eukaryota; Metazoa; Arthropoda; Insecta; Diptera; Drosophilidae. The coding region runs from base 48 to 824 and encodes 258 amino acids. The record is from RefSeq and is a predicted model, not a curated record.